Messenger RNA from Gracilinanus agilis (Agile Gracile Mouse Opossum), 4486 nucleotides. It is a transcript of the gene RAD54L2, whose product is annotated as RAD54 like 2. The transcript has 21 exons. Bases 27 to 4388 code for a protein of 1453 amino acids. Gene Ontology annotation, cellular component: nucleus. NCBI's taxonomy places the organism in Eukaryota, Metazoa, Chordata, Mammalia, Didelphimorphia, Didelphidae. Gene Ontology annotation, molecular function: ATP hydrolysis activity; ATP binding; ATP-dependent chromatin remodeler activity. The record is from RefSeq and is a predicted model, not a curated record.
UGGACCCAGACUUGGAGCAGGAGGAUAUGGAAGAGGAGGAGGAGGAGGAGGAGGAGGCAAUGGAGGAGGGCAAUGAUGGAGAUGAUGAGGAAGACUUGCUUGAUGAGAAAGACCAGCCCAGAGAAGGCAUGUAUGGCACUGAACAUACCCAGUCUGAAGAAGAUGGGGAAUGGCAGCACUCUACUUCAACUACCUCAUCUCAGAGCAAAAGGACAGAGCGUCUUGGUCAGAACCAGCGCAAGAACCUGACCUCUGAGGACACCAAAAAAAAGAGGGCUCAGAAACCUUACCACAUGAGGAGGAACAUAAGAAAGCUGCUACGAGAGGAUCAAUUGGAAGCAGUCACCAAAGCAGCUCAACAGGAAGAGUUGGAAAGAAGAAAAAGGCUGGAACAGCAGAGGAAGGACUAUCCUGCCCCUAUCCCCACUGUACCACUAGAGUACCUCCCAGAGGAAAUUGUUUUACGAGCAGGUGAUGCUUCCCAGCUCCCCCCUCAGGUUUUAGCCCAAGAAGUUAUUUGUUUGGAUAGCACCAGCAGUGGGAGUGAGGAGGAAACAAAGGGAAUACUGCAUGGCAUUAAAGAUGAAGUGAUCGAACUGAGCUCCGGAGAGGAUGAGGCCCUUCAAAUUGUGGACAGUAGUGACUCUGCCAAUGAAGGGGAUGGCGAUGCCACGGAGGAGAGCAGUGGCUCUCAUGUGAAUGAUGCCUUAAAUCAAUCAGAUGCUCUGGGGCAAGUCAUUGUCAACAUCAACCACCCACCUAAUGAGGAAAAUAUCUUCUUAGCCCCACAGUUGGCACGUGCAGUGAAACCUCAUCAGAUUGGUGGAAUCAGAUUCCUGUAUGACAACCUGGUCGAGUCCCUUGAGAGAUUUAAAACCAGCAGUGGAUUUGGCUGUAUUCUGGCUCACAGCAUGGGUUUGGGGAAAACUCUACAAGUGAUCUCCUUCCUAGAUGUCCUUUUCCGACAUACAGAAGCCAAGACUGUUCUUGCUAUUGUACCGGUGAACACUCUUCAGAAUUGGCUGGCAGAGUUCAACAUGUGGCUGCCAGCACCUGAAGCUCUACCUGCUGACUACAAACCUGAAGAGGUUCAGCCACGCUUCUUUAAAGUUCACAUUCUGAAUGAUGAACACAAGACAACGGCUGCUCGCGCUAAGGUGGUGACUGAUUGGGUGUCGGAGGGCGGGGUGCUGCUGAUGGGGUAUGAAAUGUACCGACUCCUCUCCCUGAAGAAAUCCUUUGCUACAGGUAGGAAGAAGAAAACCAAGAAAACUGCUUGUCCGGUAAUCAUCGACCUGGAUGAGGAGGACCGACAACAAGAACUCAUGAAAGGCAUUGAGAAGGCCCUUUCCCGCCCUGGCCCCGAUGUGGUGAUUUGUGAUGAGGGGCAUCGUAUCAAGAAUUGCCAUGCCAGUACAUCCCAGGCACUAAAAAAUAUUCGAUCUCGUCGUCGGGUGGUGUUGACUGGGUACCCCCUUCAGAACAACCUCAUUGAGUAUUGGUGUAUGGUGGACUUUGUACGCCCUGAUUUCCUAGGCACCCGGCAGGAGUUCAGUAAUAUGUUUGAGCGUCCCAUUCUCAAUGGGCAGUGUAUUGACAGCACUCCUCAGGAUGUUCGACUCAUGCGAUACCGAAGCCAUGUUCUUCAUAGCCUCCUGGAAGGGUUUGUACAGAGGCGAGGCCACAGUGUGCUGAAGAUACAGCUUCCAUACAAAGAAGAGCAUGUGAUCCUAGUGAGGCUCUCCAAAAUCCAACGGGCUUUGUACACAGAAUUCAUGAAUCGUUUCCGUGAUGCUGGCAACAGUGGCUGGCUGGGGCUCAACCCUCUCAAGGCUUUCUGUGUGUGUUGCAAGAUCUGGAAUCAUCCUGAUGUGCUUCAUGAAGCUCUUCAGAAGGAGAACCUUGCCAAUGAACAGGACUUGGAUGUAGAUGACCUCAGCACAGCUGGGACCAAUGCCCGCUGCCAGACCCAGGGAAUCAAGGUCAAAACUGAGGGUAGCACUUUGGCACCCCCAGGGGGAGAGGCAACAAAUAGCAAAUUCCUUCAGGGGGUAGGAGGCUUCAACCCCUUUCAGGAGCGAGCCAACCAGGUUGUCACUUAUGAAUGGGCCAAGGACAUCCUAUGUGAUUAUCAGACUGGAGUCUUGGAGAACUCACCCAAAAUGGUGCUGCUCUUCCACUUAAUUGAAGAAAGUGUGAAACUUGGGGACAAGAUCCUUGUAUUCAGCCAGAGUCUUUCCACCUUGUCUGUUAUUGAGGAGUUCCUGGCCAAGAGACUAAUGCCCUGCCUGCCUAGCUCAGAUGGGCAAAGGGACCAGAAUUGGGUUCGAAACUUUAGCUAUUACCAUGGUAGCACCUCGGCUUCUGAAAGGGAGCGUCUCAUUAACCAAUUCAAUGAUCCCAACAACAGCUCUGUUUGGCUCUUCCUCCUUUCUACACGAGCUGGAUGCUUGGGUGUGAAUCUGAUUGGUGCCAACCGAGUUGUGGUGUUUGAUGCCUCCUGGAACCCUUGUCAUGAUGCUCAGGCAGUGUGUCGUGUGUACCGCUACGGCCAGAAGAAGCCUUGUCAUAUCUAUCGUCUGGUGUCUGACUACACUCUGGAAAAGAAAAUAUAUGACCGGCAGAUUUCCAAACAAGGAAUGUCAGAUCGGGUAGUGGAUGAUUUAAAUCCAGUGCUAAACUUCACCCGGAGGGAGGUGGAAAACCUAUUGCAUUUUGUAGAAGAGGAGCCAGACCCUGCCCAGCUGGCACUAAAUAUGAAUAAAAUCAAGGAUUCUGUCUUGCAACUUGCCUGUCUCAAGUACCCUCACCUCAUCACCAAGGAGCCUUUCCAGCAUGAGUCGCUGCUCCUAGAUCGCAAGGAGCACAAGUUGACUAAGGCAGAGAAAAAAGCAGCAAAGAAAAGCUAUGAAGAAGAGAAGCGUGCAUCUGUCCCUUACACACGUCCGUCCUAUGCUCAGUAUUAUCCUGCCAGUGACCAGAGCCUGACCAGUAUCCCUGCCUUCAGCCAGAGAAACUGGAGGCCAUCCCUGAAAGGUGACGACAAGCCUGUGGCCAGUGUCCGCCCUGUGCAGUCAACCCCCAUCCCUAUGAUGCCCCGGCAUGUCCCACUGGGCAGCUCAGUCUCUGCCUCAGCAUCCAACCCAGCAGUUAAUUUCCCCAUCAACUACUUACAGCGUGCAGGGGUUCUUGUGCAGAAGAUUGUUACAACAACAGAUAUUGUCAUUCCUGGCACAAACAGCUCCACAGAUGUGCAGGCAAGGAUCAGUGCUGGCGAGAGCAUCCAUAUCAUCCGCGGCACAAAGGGGACAUAUAUCCGGACCAGUGAUGGGCGAAUUUUUGCCAUCAGGACAACUGGAAAACCAAAGGCUGAUGAUGAUCGCCGGACAGCUGCCUCAGGAUCCCAGGGUCCGUCUCUAGAGUCCACAAGCAAUGGCAGACAUAGUGCCUCAUCGCCCAAACCCCCCAACACAGAGGAUCUGGCCAGACCUAUUUCCCCUGACAGCCCUGAGAUCAUCAGUGAAUUGCAGCAGUAUGCAGAGGCUGCAGCUGCUCGAGAGACCCAUCACAUCUCGCCUAGCACCAACCCUGUCUCCUCCGGUCCCCCAGUCCGGCCUCCAGACAAUAAUGCAGUCCCUGGGACAGCUCGAGGGCCUGAGCCUCGCUUAGGGAGCCAUUGCCUGGCUCUUUCCCUCCCGGCCACCAGCCAGCCCAGUGAUGGGCACCCAGUACUGGACUUACGGGGCAACAAGCGCAAGUCGGCCUCGCCACCUGCCACAGAGGAGCCAGCCCGCCGGCCGCCCAAAAAGUGCCAGCUGCCAGCCCCCGUGCAGCCGUAUGAACACGGGUACCCAGUUUCCAGUGGAUUUGCCAUGCCUCCAGUCUCUUUAAACCACAACCUCACCCAUCCCUUUACCCCCCAGGCGGGGAAUUCCUUCUACAUGGGCACUGGCUCCUCCUAUUACCAGCUGCCCAAUCUGCUGGCAGACUCUCCCCUGGUAUUCCCAGUGACUACUGACCCCCUCCUGCCAGCUGGCCCAGUCAGCUCUUCUUCUGCUGCUACCUCAGCCACUGCCAGUGUCCCUUCCUUCAUGCUAAACCCCUCUGUGACGGGGAUGCUGCCCAGCUACUCACUCCCCUUCACACAGUCUCUCCUGCCCGAGCCCAGGAUGUUUGCACCCUUCCCCUCCACCAUUCUGCCCGGCAGCCUUGCUCGGGGCAUGUCAGUCUAUCCAGGCUAUAUGUCCCCCCACUCGGGGUACCCAGCUGGCAGUCUUCUACGGUCCCAGGUGCCUCAUUUUGACUCCCACGAGGUCUCGGAGGUGGGGUGCAGUUCCAAUGAGGAUGAGGACAAGGACGAUGAUGUGAUAGAGAUCACGGGGAAAUAGCUGGGGAGCCCCCACCACCUCACUCUGGUCCCACAAUGGGCUUUGCACUGGGAUUGGAGGGCAAAGAUUGGAGCUCUGAAGAUAGGGCCCAGAGAGGG